UGCGGCGCCGCGGUCUGUGAACUUCUCUGACCACAAAACAAGCGAGAAACUCCCUCACCGCGCUCGGAUUUAACAAAAGUGGGAGACUGUACAGUCACUUCUGACCUGCGGGUGGACUACUGCAAUUCAGAACCAGUCGCGCGCCCUUUUCUGUUAUUAAACGCGAGCGUUUGCGGUGGUUUAGAGCGCGUCCUGUUUGCACAGAGAUCAGGCUGCGGGAACCGCGAGGGGACAGAGAGAUGACCGCCGAGAAAGAGAAGAAGAGGUGCAGCUCAGAGCGGCGUAAGGAGAAAUCUCGAGACGCGGCGCGCUGCAGGCGGAGUAAGGAGACGGAGGUGUUUUAUGAGCUGGCCCGCCAGCUGCCUCUCCCACACAGCGUCAGCUCACAUCUGGAUAAAGCCUCCAUCAUGAGACUGGCCAUCAGCUACCUGCAGACACGCCAAAUCCUCACCUCAGCCUGUACCGCUGCCACAGAGACGACAGACGUAGACAGACUGAUGGACAGUUGGUAUCUAAAGUCACUGGGCGGCUUCAUUAGCGUGGUAACAUCAGACGGAGACAUGAUCUUCUUGUCAGAGAACAUCAACAAAUUCAUGGGUCUCACACAGGUGGAGCUCACAGGGCACAGCAUCUUUGAUUUCACACACCCCUGUGACCACGACGAGAUCCGCGAGAACCUCAGCCUCAAAGCCAACACUGGAAAGAAAGGCAAGGAGCUGAGCACAGAGAGGGAUUUCUUCAUGAGAAUGAAAUGCACAGUCACGAAUCGCGGGCGCACAGUCAACCUCAAGUCAGCCAGCUGGAAGGUGCUGCACUGCACAGGGCACCUGAAGGUGUGUAACGGCUGUCCCACACGAGUGCUGUGUGGAUUUAAAGAGCCACCGCUCGCCUGUGUGGUCAUGAUGUGCGAGCCCAUCGCCCAUCCAUCAAACAUUGACACACCACUCGACAGCAAGACCUUCCUGAGUCGCCACAGCAUGGACAUGAAGUUCACUUACUGUGAUGACAGAGUCACUGAGUUGAUGGGUUACAGUCCUGAAGAUCUUCUGGGCCGGUCGGCGUAUGAGUUCUAUCAUGCUCUGGACUCCGAAAGCGUCACCAAAAGCCACCAGAACCUGUGCACUAAAGGCCAGGCGGUGAGCGCUCAGUACAGGAUGUUGGCUAACCGGGGCUAUGUGUGGGUGGAGACCCAGGGUACCGUCAUCUACAACAGUCGCAACUCUCAGCCCCAGUGCAUUGUGUGCGUGAACUACGUGCUGAGUGACGUCGAGGAGAAGUCCAUGAUCUUCUCUACGGACCAGACCGAGUCUCUGUUCAAGCCUCAGCACUUGAACCGUUUCUUCAGUUCACAAUGGUCUGCUAGUUCUCACCAUCUCAGACCUGGACAGGACAAAAUGAGAUACAUGAAGCCUGUAAAAUUUGUCCUUAAAUUAGCUACAAGAUCAAAGUAG
Messenger RNA from Carassius auratus (goldfish), 1451 nucleotides. RefSeq names its product endothelial PAS domain-containing protein 1-like. Gene Ontology annotation, cellular component: transcription regulator complex; nucleus; cytoplasm. Gene Ontology annotation, biological process: regulation of transcription by RNA polymerase II; cellular response to hypoxia. The record is from RefSeq and is a predicted model, not a curated record. Gene Ontology annotation, molecular function: DNA-binding transcription factor activity, RNA polymerase II-specific; RNA polymerase II transcription regulatory region sequence-specific DNA binding; protein dimerization activity. Lineage: Eukaryota; Metazoa; Chordata; Actinopteri; Cypriniformes; Cyprinidae.